Messenger RNA from Funneliformis geosporum, 4311 nucleotides. The record is from the annotation of a GenBank genome assembly. Lineage: Eukaryota; Fungi; Glomeromycota; Glomeromycetes; Glomerales; Glomeraceae.
AUGUUGAGAAGCAAUGAGGGUCUAUGUGGCUCUGGUGAAUGGGGUCCGACAACCAAAGAUGGCCUUGAACUCACUCCAUGCGCUCGAGAAGUCAUUCUUAAUGCUGCCAUUCCUAUAUGUAUUAUCAUAUUGUCUAUAUCAAACUUAAUAGUUCGUCGAUGUUGUGGACGAACAACUAGUCGAAGUUAUUAUGCUCCUUUACCAGAAAAUGAUCCGGCCGCAUCAAAUGAAUAUGGAUAUAUACCAGUUUCGAAAUAUGACAUUGCCCAAAUUAUUAUUUCUUUUUUUCAUUUGGGAUUUAUUGGAUUUCUAUUUGGCUGGCGGAUGGAUGAUGAGGGCUAUGCUGGACUAUAUUUAGUGAUUGGUGCUAUAGGUCAAUUUUUUUCCUGGUUAUAUAUUGGUGCAUUGAUAGCGUGUCAUUUUAUGACACGAAGAAAUCAGACUCAACAUGCAUAUUUAAGACAUCUUCUUUUGUUUUACGCGUAUUUUGUAAUAGUUGCGUUCAUUAAUCUUCGAUCAAUGCUCAAACAUGAACCGAAAGGUUUUGAAUUAGUUUUUUCAAUAUGGAACGUUAUUGCUUGUAGUAUAUUAUUAGCUUGCUCUCUUAAAAGACCAAGAAAUCCAGAGUUGAAAUAUGCGAGAAACCGAGUAAUAUCUCAUGAUACCAUUGCUUCCCUAUGGUCAUUAUUAUCUUUUUCAUGGAUGACACCGAUUAUCAAAUUAGGGAAUAGACGUGUUCUCAUUGAGGAAGAUUUAUGGGAAUUGCCAUCAAGGUGCCAGGCGUCUCAAUGUUAUCAUGAAUUAGAAAGAAUAACUAAUAUGGAUCUUUUAUCACGGUUACUUGUUGCCAACGCUACAAACUUAUAUCUAUCAGAUCCUCCGCAACAAUAUUCGGAAGAACCUUAUAUUUAUGUAUUUGGGAUUUUAAUAUCCGAACUCUUUAGAAUUAUUUUCUUAAAUCAAUUGAAUUAUCAAGUGGUAUGGCUUGGGAUUAGAGUGGAACAAAUGCUUAGUGUAUUGAUAUAUGAAAAACAAUUACGUUUGAAGACGUCUCCUAGAGCUGCAAGUAAUAGACCAAACAAUGUGCUCACAGCAGAUGUCGAUGAUAUUGCCGGUUUUUUCUCAAAUCUACCUUUUAUAAUUACAAUACCCCUCGAAAUUUUGGCUGCUAUGGUUUUUUUGUUUCGAUUGUUGGGCUGGCCUAGUUUAGUUGGUGUUGGUGUAAUGAUUUUGUGUCUUUGGAGCAAUAAAAGAUUUGGAAGACGCGUAACAAGAUUGCAAAAACGGGUAAAAAAGGCGAGAGAUGAUAGGGUCGGUGAAAUCUUUGAGCUUCUCCAUGCAGUUCGAAUGAUUAAAAUGUUUGCAUGGGAGAGUAGCUUUCAUGAAAGACUAAUGUUAUCUCGCAAAAGAGAGCUUACUUAUUUACGAAGUUUGUUUUGUCGCACCACGAUGCUUACAUUACUUGUUCACUUAACACCUUUCCUCGUAACAUUAUUUGCUUUUGCUUCUUUCACUUAUUUCACAAAAACAGACAAUGAUAAAUAUCCCCUGACCGCCGCUAUUGCUUUUACAAGUAUAACAUUGUUCAAUACACUUAAACAGCCUUUACAGAUAUUCCCUAAUUUGGUCGUUGAACUUGUAAGCUUGGGUGUAGCUAUAGGGAGAGUGGAAAAGUUUUUACAUGAACCUGAUGUACAAAGGGGAGGCGCAGGUUUCAGCAUAAAUCCUACAAGGACUUCCGUUGGGUUUAGUAACGUUGAUGUUGCUUGGAAUUAUCAUAUAAAUAUUAGAGAUCAAAAUGAAUUUAUAUUAAGAGGUGUUAAUUUAGAAUUUCCUUUGGAAAAACUUAGCCUUGUCUGUGGACAAAAAUCAUCAGGAAAAUCUCUUCUCUUGCUUUCGCUUCUUCGUGAAACUUUUAUUCUACGAGGAAAAAUUCUUUUUCCUUCCUCAUCUAUUACGUAUGUUCCUCAGCAAGCAUGGUUGGAAAACACAACUUUUAGAGAUAAUAUCUUAUUUGGUGAACCUUUUAAUGAUGAACGGUACUGGAAAAUUGUUGAUUCUUGCUGCUUAACAAAUGACUUUGAAAAUUUUGAUCAAGCUGAUUUCACAGAGUACGAUGAAAAAAAUAUGGUUCUCUCUGACGAACAGAAGGUUCGUAUAGCACUUGCUCGAGCUUUGUAUAGUUCAGCUGAUAUUUUACUUGUUGAUGAUUGUUUAUCCUCCUUGGACAAGAAUACAGCACAUCAAAUUAUCAAUAAUUGCUUUAAAGGUCCGUUGAUUCAUGGUCGGACUGUAAUAAUGGUAACUAAUUACGUGAGAUAUUUUGUGGAUAAUGCAGCUUAUAUUGCUAUUCUUGGAGAUGGAUUAGUUCAGGCAAAAGGUUCUCCAAAAGAUUUGCGUGAAGCUGGUUCGCUCACUGAAGAAGUGCUCGGCAAAGAAAUUAAAACGGAACCAGAACAUAUAGAUAAAAAUGAUCAAAAUCUUGUAAAUCAGGCGAUAGAGAAAUCAGUUGCUGACAAAAAAAAUUGGGCGGUUGAAGAAGCUCGUUUCCAAGGAAAGAUUCAACCUGGAGUUUACUACUUUUUUUUUAAAUCUAGUGGUGAAACCUAUUGGUUAAAAGAAUGGUCAGAGGCUGACGAAAAACCACAGAGAUAUUACAUCCAGAUAUAUGCUCUUAUAGCUUUAGCAUCCGCCUUUUUUACGAUUAUUCGUAUGGCGUGGCAAUUCUUUUUUGUUUCCCUUAAAGGUUCAAAGACUUUAUUUUCAAAGCUCCUAAAUGCUAUACUUAGGGCACCUUUGAGCUUUUUUGAUACCGCUCCGUUAGGCAGGGUAAUGAAUAGGUUUUCAAAAGAUUUAGGAAUGAUUGAUCAAGGUCUUGUAACUGUCAUAUCAAGUUUUAUUGGAAAUGCUAUAGGUGCAAUUAGUGUUCUUGUUGUUGUCACAGUUGUAACACUCAUUUUAUAUCUGAUCAUUGGAAGCAUGUACAUUAAUGUUUCUCGAGAAUUAAAAAGACUUCAGUCAAUUACGCGAUCUCCUGUUUUAUCGUGGUAUACUGAAACGAUAGCAGGUAUUACGACUAUCCGAGCAUUCAAUGCUGAGCAACGAUAUGUUAAAAAACUCAAUACAUCCAAUAGAACGACAUAUCUCUUACAUAUGUCUAAUAGAUGGAUGUCAAUUCGUAUGGGUAGUAUUGGAGCCUUUGCAUCAUAUUUGGCAGGAAUAUUCAUUCUUCGUCACUAUGAUCGCAUUGGUGCUGGGUUGGCUGGUUUCUGUUUAAGCUAUGCACUUGGCUUCGUACAAAUUGUAUUUAUGCUCGUUAAAGAUUAUACUAUUAUGGAAACAAGUUUGAGUAGCGUGGAACGUAUUAAAGAAUAUAUUGAAAUGCCACAAGAACCACCUGCCGUUAUUGAUAACGCGCAUCCUCCAGCUGCAUGGCCGACCAAUGGUAAAAUUGAAGUUUCAAACCUAACAGUACAAUACUCGCCACAAUUCGAACCUGUACUUCGAGAUAUUUCAUUUACCGUAAAUGAAGAAGAAAAAAUAGGAAUCGUUGGAAGAACGGGGUCCGGUAAAACGACACUGGCUAAUUCAUUCCUUCGUCUGACUGAAGCGACUGAAGGAUACAUCAUUAUCGAUGGUUUAGAUAUUUCUAAUUUGGGUUUAGAGGAUUUAAGAUCGCGGUUAACUAUUAUAUCUCAAGAUCCCAUUCUAUUUGAGGGAACUAUUCGCUCGAAUUUGGAUAUUCGAUGUGAAUAUGAUGAUCAAGACUUAUGGGAAGCAUUGAGAAGAGUUCAUCUUGUACACUUUGAAGAAGGUUUGACAAACGAUCAAGUUAUCGUCGUUGGACCAAUAACGAGCUUAGAAGAUCCUGUAAAUGAGGGUGGUAAUAAUUUUUCUAGAGGCCAAAGACAAUUACUUUGUUUAGCUAGAGCUUUACUACGACAGUCCAAGAUAAUUAUCAUGGAUGAGGCAACUGCCAGCAUUGAUCCAGAAACAGAAAAUAAAAUACAGGAAACUAUAAAGAACGAAUUUACUAAUGCCACAGUGCUAUGUAUUUCACAUCGCUUUAAAACCAUUAUAGAUUCGGAUCGAAUUAUUGUUCUGAACGAAGGUGAAAUAGUUGAAUUUGACACACCGUAUCGUCUUAUAAAUAAUAUGGAUAGUUUGUUUAGAAAUUUAUGUGAGCAGACCGGAGAAUUAGAGUCAUUGAUGGAAUUAGCUAGGUUAAACAAUCCAGAAGAGGAGGAAAUGGCAUCAGUUGGGGAAAUAAAUGCUAUAGAUAACGAUGAAAAUGAUCGAGAGGUUUUAUAA